AGACCCAGGUCUGACAUCAAUCCUGGACCCAGUCUGCAUCUCUGAGAGCCCAGGUCUGAAGGAUCCACUGAAAGUUGUCUGAGAGUCUUCAUUAUGGUCCUCAGUAGCCGCUCACAUUUACUGAGAGUUGAGACAAAGGGUGUCGGUGAGCCCACGUGGUUUGUGGUAGAGUGUGGAGCAGGACAUUCUGAUUCUGCCAGACUGUUUGUGUCCGCUGUUGUUACCUGCGAGCAAAGGAAAGGAUUUUGGCUCCGAGUUCUGUCAGGUGACACUGCAUCUGAAAGGAGCCAGAGGGAGUCUCAGGCCUGACGCCGAGUGGCCAUGUCUUCCCUUCUGCGCUGCUUCUCCAGCUCUUCUGUCCUUUUCCUCCAGUGUGGAGCUCGUCAGAAGAUACCUGGACGGAGGCAUUUCAGGACUUUUCCCGUGUUAUGGGACCAACAAGCCUCCAGAGGUAUUCUUUACAAGGACCUGGUAGUAGGAGUUCCCAAGGAGACCAUACAGAAUGAGCGCCGCGUGGCGCUGUCCCCUGCAGGAGUGCAGGCGUUGGUCAAACAGGGGUUCAAGGUGCAGGUGGAGACUGGAGCUGGACAGGAAUCCAAGUUCUCUGACCAACAGUACAUCGAGGCUGGAGCCACCAUCACUGAUGUUAAAGGGGCCUUUGGCUCAGACUUGGUCCUAAAGGUCCGAGCCCCCAGUUUAGGUGAAGUGGACUUUCUGAAGCCCAGUAACACAUUGGUGAGCUUCAUCUACCCAGCACAGAACCCAGAUCUGAUGAAGAAGCUGUCAGAGAGACAGAGCACCGUGCUGGCCAUGGACCAGGUGCCCAGAGUCACUAUCGCACAGGGCUACGACGCACUCAGCUCCAUGGCGAACAUCGCUGGUUAUAAAGCCGUGGUUCUGGCUGCCAACCACUUUGGCAGAUUCUUCACUGGUCAGAUCACAGCUGCAGGAAAAGUCCCCCCAGCUAAGGUCCUGGUCAUCGGUGGUGGAGUAGCUGGUCUCGCAGCAGCAGGUGCUGCCAAAUCUAUGGGAGCCAUUGUCCGAGGAUUUGACACCAGACCUGCAGCCCUGGAGCAGUUUAAGUCAUUUGGGGCGGAGCCUUUAGAAGUGGAUAUCAAAGAGUCUGGAGAGGGAGUGGGAGGAUACGCCAAAGAGAUGUCCAAAGAGUUUAUUGAGGCUGAGAUGGUUCUGUUUGCUAAGCAGUGUAAAGAGGUGGACAUUCUCAUCAGCACUGCUCUGAUUCCAGGAAAGCGGGCUCCCAUUCUGAUCAAGAAGGAGUUUGUGGAGUCGAUGAGGGACGGCUCUGUGGUGGUGGACUUGGCUUCAGAGGCAGGGGGCAACAUCGAGACCACUAAACCUGGUGAGCUGUACGUGCACAAGGGUGUGACCCACAUAGGCUACACAGACCUGCCCAGUCGCAUGGCCUCCCAGGCCAGCACCCUGUAUUCCAACAACGUACUGAAGCUGCUGAAGGCCAUCAGCCCAGAUAAGGAGUACUUCCACUAUGAGCCCAAGGAUGAAUUCAACUAUGGAACAAUUGAUCACGUCAUUCGUGGGACUCUGGUCAUGAAGGAAGGCAAGAACAUGUUCCCAUCACCGCUCCCAAAAACCACCCCCCCAGCUCCAAUAAAACAGAGCGUCUCAGAGCUGGAAGCUGAGAAAGCAGCAGCGGUUUCUCCCUUCAAACGCACCAUGACGUCCGCUGGCAUCUACACCACAGGUGUGUCCUCUUGUCUGGCUCUGGGCAUGAUUUCCCCCAACGCCGCUUUCACUCAGAUGGUCACGACCUUCGGAUUAGCAGGAAUCGUGGGGUACCAUACAGUGUGGGGCGUGACCCCUGCUCUGCACUCACCCCUUAUGUCAGUCACCAACGCUAUCUCAGGUCUGACAGCUGUUGGAGGUCUGGUGCUCAUGGGCGGAGGCCUCACACCUUCAUCAUUGCCUGAAUCCCUGGCUCUGGCUGCUGCCUUCAUAUCAUCCAUCAACAUUGCUGGCGGUUUCCUCAUCACCCAGAGGAUGUUGGACAUGUUCAAGCGUCCCACUGACCCCCCCGAGUACAACUACCUGUACCUUCUUCCUGGGGGGGCGUUUGUAGGUGGAUAUGGAGCUUCGUUGGCAGCUGGCUACAGCAUCGAGCAGAUGAUGUACCUGGGCUCGGGCCUGUGUUGUGUGGGGGCACUGGCAGGUCUCUCUGCUCAGGGCACCAGCCGAUUGGGAAACACCCUAGGCAUGAUGGGGGUUGCAGGAGGCAUCGCUGCCACUCUCGGUGCCCUCAAACCUUCACCGGAGCUGCUGUCACAGAUGUCUCUGGCCAUGGCCACUGGAGGGACACUUGGUCUGACCAUUGCCAAGCGCAUUGAAAUCUCAGAUUUGCCGCAGCUGGUGGCAGCGUUCCACAGCCUGGUGGGGCUGGCCGCUGUUCUCACCUGCGUCGCUGAGUUCAUGAUUGAAUACCCGCACCUUGACACUCACCCGGCUGCCGGCGUUCUCAAGACUGUAGCGUAUCUGGGUACCUACAUCGGGGGCGUCACCUUCAGCGGGUCACUAGUGGCCUACGGCAAGCUUCAAGGUAUCCUGGACUCCACCCCUCUGAUGUUGCCAGGACGACACAUGCUGAACGCAGGUCUGAUGGCAGCGUCAGUGGGAGGAAUGGUGCCUUUUAUGCUCAGCUCCAGCUAUGGUACUGGCAUGGGCUGUCUGCUGGGGGUGUCAGGGCUUUCUACUGUGAUGGGUGUAACCCUAACAGCAGCCAUCGGGGGCGCUGACAUGCCUGUGGUCAUCACCGUGUUAAACAGCUACUCUGGUUGGGCUCUUUGUGCAGAAGGUUUCCUGCUCAACAAUAACCUGAUGACAAUUGUCGGAGCUCUGAUUGGCUCGUCGGGUGCCAUCCUGUCUUAUAUUAUGUGUGUGGCAAUGAAUCGCUCUCUGCCCAACGUGAUCCUGGGUGGGUACGGCACCACCUCCUCACUGGGCGGUAAACCCAUGGAGAUUGUUGGCACUCACACUGAGGUCAAUCUGGAUCAGACCAUUGAUAUAAUCAAGGAAGCCAGCAACAUCAUCAUCACACCAGGUUGGGGUCUGUGUGCAGCCAAAGCUCAGUACCCGAUUGCAGACAUGGUGAAAAUGCUGAGGGAACAGGGGAAAACUGUCAGGUUUGGAAUUCACCCAGUUGCCGGUCGAAUGCCGGGCCAGUUGAACGUCCUCCUGGCUGAGGCUGGUGUUCCCUACGACGUGGUCCUGGAGAUGGACGAGAUCAACGAAGACUUCCCUGAGACAGACCUGACACUGGUCAUCGGUGCCAACGACACAGUGAAUUCUGCAGCCCAAGAAGAUCCCAACUCCAUUAUUGCUGGAAUGCCUGUCCUGGAAGUAUGGAAGUCCAAGCAGGUGGUAGUGAUGAAGCGCACUCUGGGCGUGGGCUACGCUGCAGUCGAUAACCCCAUUUUCUACAAACCCAACACAUCCAUGCUGCUGGGAGACGCAAAGAAGACCUGUGACAGUCUCCAGGCCAAGAUCAGAGAGGCCUACUACUAG
This is a messenger RNA of Cynoglossus semilaevis (tongue sole), 3534 nucleotides long. RefSeq names its product nicotinamide nucleotide transhydrogenase 2 (gene nnt2). Gene Ontology annotation, molecular function: oxidoreductase activity; NADP binding. The coding region runs from base 322 to 3534 and encodes 1070 amino acids. Gene Ontology annotation, biological process: NADPH regeneration; proton transmembrane transport. The record is from RefSeq and is a predicted model, not a curated record. NCBI's taxonomy places the organism in Eukaryota, Metazoa, Chordata, Actinopteri, Pleuronectiformes, Cynoglossidae. Gene Ontology annotation, cellular component: mitochondrial inner membrane. The transcript is spliced from 23 exons.